Messenger RNA from Porites evermanni, 778 nucleotides. The record is from the annotation of a GenBank genome assembly. NCBI's taxonomy places the organism in Eukaryota, Metazoa, Cnidaria, Anthozoa, Scleractinia, Poritidae.
GAUACCGAUGUAUUUGUACUUUGCCUGGCAUUUAAGGACUUUGUUCCAGCUACCAUGUAUUUGAAAUGCAGUACACAGACUCUAACAAGGUUUAUCAGCAUCACAAAUGUCUUCGAACGUCAUGGUUCUAGGAUUUGCAAAUGUCUUCCUGGUCUGCAUGCUUUCACUGGAUGUGAUAGUGUCAGCGCAUUUUCUGGAAAAGGAAAACUGACGGCGUUAAAGUUGCUAAAGCGACGUCCUGUAUACCAAAGGUUAUUCCAACAGCUUGGCGUGGAAUGGGAAUUAUCGAAUGAGCUAUUUGUGCGUCUCCAAGAGUUCAUGUGCCUGAUGUACUCUUCAAAUCCUGGAACUAAGGAUGUUAACGUGUUGCGUUACCGUCUCUUCUGCGCCAGGAAAGGAGAGUUACAGUCGCACCAGCGUCCUCCAUGCUAGGACGCGUUACGAAAGCAUUGUGAGAGAGCAAACUAUCAGUCAGCAAUAUGGCGCAGGAGUCUUCAAAGUUCACCCCAAAUCCCCUUGCCCAUUGGCUCUGGAUGGUGUUUAAAGGAUGGCAAGUUUUACUAUUGACUGGAUGAGUGGGGAACCGGCACCCAAGGCUGUGCUUGAGCUCCUCUCCUGCCAGUGUAAGAGAGUCUGCCAGUCGCCAAGCUGUACCUGUCUCGCUAACGGAUUGCAUUGUACUGACAUGUGUCGGUUACAGGAGUGUACAAACCAGCUUGAGGAAGCUACAGAGGAUUUAACUACAGAUGACUCUGAUAUUGAAUGUGAAGAUGAUUGA